AUGGAUUUCAUCGGGACAGUAACGGGUGUGAUCGAUCUCUUCGCCGUUGUCCAUCAGAUCCAGGGGCUAUGUGUUAAGUAUAAAAACGCGCCCAAGACGGUACGGGAUAUCAUCGAUGAGUGUGAAUGGACCAAGGCACUUUGCUUCAGUCUUAAAGACCAGCUGCUGCGGACGCCAGAUGCAUUGCAGCACGGUGGAAAGACGAUGUCUCCCCCGGGCGCUCAGCAGAAGACGCCUGGGCACACCCUGCUGUGGUGUUUCGAAAAGAGCAUGCAGGGCAUCCGCGAGACGCUCAAGGAGUUAGAGGAGGAGGCCACCAAGUUACAGAGUAAGAAGAACUCGCUCAUGGGCAAGUGGGACAAGACCAAGUUCCUGUGGAAGGAAGACUUUUUCAAAGACGCUGUGCAGAACGUCAAGGACCAGAGGGACAUGGUCACCAUUGUCAUGUCAGGAGUCCAACUGUUGAUCGCAAUGCUUGAGACCGGCCAGACGCCAGUCUCCAAAUUGGAGCCUCCGGUUGACCAGCUGCAGCCGCCGCCUCAGGCAAUCAAGAAGAGCAAGUCGGACACGCAGAUCAAGAAGUCGGGAACUCGCAUUGCCGAGGAUCUUUACACAGCUGUUCGAAGCGGCCGGCUCGUCGACGUCGAGCCCAUCCUGUCCCAGGGCGUCUCGGUCGACGUGGCCCUGGGAGAUGGCGGAGACAGAGCCGUGCACAUCGCCGCCCGCGAGGGAUUCCUGCCCAUCCUGGAUCGUCUGCUUGCCUACGGCGCCAACGUCAACAUCCAGAAUGUAUGGCAAGAAACCCCACUGCACCAAGCGCUGCAGCGGGGGCAAACGCCGACGUCGCUAACACUGCUGUCUAACGGGGCCAGCUGGACCAUCACAAACGACAAAGGGGCGACGGCGUUACAUUUGGCAGCGAAGAAGUCCGCGUACCUCAUCGUUCAGUACUUGCUGGAUAGAGGCGCUGACCCAAACGUGCGGGACAAGCAAGGCCAGACACCCCUAUUCAUGGCGUGCCAUCCCGUGGACAAGAACGGCAAGAAGUCCAAGGUGGACGUCAAAGUCAUCCGUGCAUUGAUAGAGCAAGGGGCCGACCCGACAAUCAUCGGGGCCAACAAGUCAGGCAGUACUCCCGUCCAUGAGCUUGCUAUGAGUGGGGAUGCAGAGGAACUUGAGAUUGUGGCCAAGGCGGCGAAGUCGGUCAACCUCCCGUUGGUGGGGGACUGCGAGGGCGCCACGCCUCUUCACCUCGCCGUCAGGAACAACCACCCUGAGGCCGUCGAUGUCCUGAUCAGGCUUGGAGCCAACAUCGACGCAGUGCAGACGUCUAAGGACGGCGCGGUGCCGACGGCCUUGUGGCAGGCUGGGUGGAACAAGAACCUGGACAUCGCAGCCAAGCUCCUCGAGGCUGGUGCCAACCCCAAUUCUAGGGGCAAAGACAAGGCCACCGUCCUACACCUGGCGGUGGCAAGGCGCUGGCCCGAGAUGGUGAGGCUUCUCGCUAGGCACAAGGCCGACUUGGACGCCCAGGUGGCGGACAAGAGGAGGCCGCUUCAUGCGGCGGUGCUGCAGAAGGACCUCUCCAUGCUACGCCUCCUGCUUGAGUUGGGUGCUCGUGUCGACAGCAAGGGCGCCCACAGCGCGACGGCCCUCAUGGAAGCCGCCCAGUACGGCUUGCUGCCGAUGAUUCUGCUUCUCAUCGAGCACGGGGCCGAUUGGUCGUACACGACGCCCCAGGGGUCGGACGCCUUCCUCUGGGCCUGCAGCGGCGGCCAUGUGCCCAUCGCAAGCUUCCUCCUGGGACGUGGGCGGGAUCUGCACAAGAUGGCGUCGGGGGACUUCACCGCGCUGCACUACGCGGCGAGGAGGGACCGGGUGGCCUGCGCCAAGUGGCUGCUGGAGCUGGGAAUCGACAAAUCCAUCAGGUCGACGACGGCAAGGGCGAUGUUCAAAGCCAAGGGGACUGCGGCCGAGGUUGCCCGGGCCCACGGGGCCGUUGACACGGCGGAGUUUAUUGAAAAAUACGAGGCAAAGGCAGCAUACUAG
Molecule: messenger RNA, 2049 nt
Organism: Colletotrichum graminicola M1.001
Lineage: Eukaryota; Fungi; Ascomycota; Sordariomycetes; Glomerellales; Glomerellaceae
Exons: 2
Coding region: 1-2049 (682 amino acids)
Molecular function (GO): protein binding
Source: RefSeq, a predicted model, not a curated record